Messenger RNA from Colletotrichum karsti, 1629 nucleotides. RefSeq lists its product as uncharacterized. The transcript has 2 exons. Lineage: Eukaryota; Fungi; Ascomycota; Sordariomycetes; Glomerellales; Glomerellaceae. Bases 1 to 1629 code for a protein of 542 amino acids. The record is from RefSeq and is a predicted model, not a curated record.
AUGAAGGCCGGCAAGAACACCGUCACCGGAGCUUCGACCUCCCCCACUGCCGCUACCGGUCCCGCUCCUGCCUCCGCUGCCGGUUUCGGUCCCGUCUCACCUAUCGGCCCCGGUCCUGCCACUUCUCCCAACGGCGCUCUUACCAACCGUACCGGAUCAGUCACCCCGGCCAAGCGAUCCCUGCCUGAUUCGCCUCUAAGAGAGAACGAGAUGUUCUGUGAGAAGUGCAAGCAGGUCCGCCUCAAGUCGGACUUUCUCCGCAACACAACGAUGGGCAGGCCGGAGUAUUUCAAGCAGUGCGAACCGUGCCGCGACAAGAAGAGGAAAUCUUCAGCCGCCCUCAAGGCUCGCAGACAGAAGGAGGAGCAGGAGAAGAACGAGAACGAGACCAAGAAACGUCAGACGCCGAAGAACGAUGGUGGCAAGAGUCGCCAGAAGGUGAAGGCCGAGAAUGAUGACGUCCAGUCACGGCAACAAGAACGGAAUCAAGGAGGAAAGACGUACCAAAGAGAGCAAACGCAGGCUCAAGAGCAGCAGGAGCACCAAGGCCAGCAGAAUCAUGGAUAUCAGCAACCUGAACACCAGUAUUAUGGACAGUACAGUUCUGGAGAGCAGCACCUCGGACAGCAGCAUCUUGGCCAACAGAAUCAUGAACAGCAGAAUUCUGAGCUGCAGCAGCAUGAACCGCAGCCGCUUGAACCGUACGCCCAAGCUGCGCAGAGACCUCUGCAACAGCAGGAGUCCGAAGAAUGCCUGCAAGCUCAGCAGCAAGAUUUCCGGACUCUGCAGCAAGGUUCUCCAAUGCCGGACGUCGACAUGAAUGAGGAACUGGGUACCGCGUACUCAACGAGCCGCCUCAUGCCACAGGCUGAGUCUUACUCAUCUCCGGGUACCGAUGUUUCGGAGGAGAUGCCUGGCCAUCAGUCCCACGCCUUGUCGACGCCAGUGGCUGAUCCAACCGCUCAAACCCAGCACCCAAUGAACCUCGACUACAUGCAAUUGGAAGAAGACAUGGCGUACUACAACGACCAACCCGCCGGAUCUGUUUCGCCGAGCGCUUUCCUCACCACCGACCUCGAGGUCCCCGAUGGCAUCACCGCUUGUGAUUCGAACCCGGCUAGCAUGGAUGGUUCCCGACCUGGACGCGCCGGCAACUUGGUCGUCUCCGACACUGGUUCACCCGGCUUCGUCGUCCCCCAUGCCGGACCAUCGAAAGCCGACCCUUAUCCUUCAGCCAGUCCCCUCGGUGACCUGAGCGUCUCGCUGAUGCCCUAUUCAACUGCCGGCCAGAUCCCCGGAGGUGUCAAGCUCACCAGCGAGCACUUCGAGCUCACCCAUACGGUGGUUCUCAAAACCGCUUUCCCGGACGAUGUCAUCAAAACCCGGAUCGACUUCGAGCGCAGGAAAUUCAGGGAUGCGAUGAGAACUUGCCACUUUCUCCGUUGCCAGAGCGAUGAGAGUUUGCGCCGGAUCUGGAGAAAGCGCGAGGCUGCCAUCGUCCUGGAUCUUAUCGUGGUUCCACUCCCUGAGCCGCAGCCCGUCUUCGGCUCAAGCUAUGGUGACGGAUCUCACCGAAACAUUCGGGGUGCUUACUCCCAGGCUGACCCGACCCCUAAGCCCUGGGCCUGA